UGGAGCCGCACCCUUUCUUCUUCUUCAAAAUUGAAUCUUGAAACCCUUUUUGGAUACCCUUUUGUCAUAAAUACUUAGGUCUUCUGCUAGAUUUGAGAAUCGUCAAGUGGGGGGUGAAGGAAGGAAGGAAGAGAACACGUUUUGUCAGAAAGUAAAAAUAAAGAGAAAGAGGGGAGAGAGAAACACAACGUUUGGCUCUUGUUUAAACACAAGUGCAUCGUUACAACCUUAAACUCCUCUCAAUUUUUUAUUGUUUGUCCUUUAGAUAUUUUGUUCUUUGGCUUAGUUUGCAACUUGUAAGUUAUAACUUGUAACCCUCUUAUUUUGGUUCACAUAUUUGUGCGUGUUUCAUUCACCCUCUCCUCUAUCUCUCUCUCACACACACAACCAUAUAUAACGUUAUUCAUAUUUUCUUAGUUUUGUAACUUUACCUUUGUGCCCUCCAAGGGACUAGGAAGGAACAGAACCAAUAAAAAAAACAACCCUUUUAGGUUAAAUCUUCCACCAUUUGGGUGUGUGUGUGUGUGUGUUUUCCAAUGGCAACAUGGGUCUUAUCAGAAUGUGGGUUAAGGCCUCUUCCCCCAAUGUUCCCUAGACCAAGAACUGGAUCCAUUUCAUGCACCAAAUCUUCUUCUAUAAACUCCACAUUCUUAUCCUCAGAUCUGAAGAGCUUCCAACAACAAACAAGGUUCCAAUGUUGUAGUUUUAAGGAGAGAAGAAGAAGCUGGGAGAUUAAGGUUAGUGUACCUUUAAGGGUUGGCACCAUUGAGGAGGAAGAAGAAGAAGAAGGAAUCAUCAAUGGUGUUGUUGAAAAAAGAGAAGUUUGUGAAUUUGACCCUGGUGCACCACCACCAUUCAAAUUGAGUGACAUAAGAGCAGCAAUACCUAAGCACUGUUGGGUGAAGGAUCCAUGGAGGUCAAUGAGUUAUGUUGUGAGAGAUGUUGUUGUUGUUCUUGGUUUGGCGGCUGCUGCUGCACACCUCAACAAUUGGAUUGUUUGGCCUCUCUAUUGGGCUGCUCAAGGAACCAUGUUUUGGGCACUUUUUGUUCUUGGUCAUGAUUGUGGUCAUGGAAGCUUCUCAAACAAUCCCAAACUGAACAGUGUUGUUGGACAUUUGCUGCAUUCUUCAAUUCUAGUACCAUAUCAUGGAUGGAGAAUUAGUCAUAGAACUCAUCAUCAAAACCAUGGCCAUGUUGAAAAUGAUGAAUCUUGGCACCCGCUGCCUGAAAAAAUCUUCAAGAGCUUGGACAAUGUAACACGUACCUUAAGAUUCACAAUACCUUUUCCAAUGCUUGCAUAUCCUAUAUACCUUUGGAGCAGAAGUCCUGGGAAGACAGGUUCUCACUUUCAUCCAGAUAGUGACUUGUUUGUCUCAAAUGAGAGAAAAGAUGUUAUCACUUCAACAAUUUGUUGGGCAGCCAUGGCUUCUUUGCUAGUUGGGUUAGGGUUUGUGAUGGGUCCAAUCCAAUUGCUUAAGCUUUAUGGCAUUCCUUACGUGCUUUUUGUUAUGUGGUUGGACUUUGUUACUUAUUUGCAUCACCAUGGCCAUGAAGACAAAUUACCAUGGUACCGUGGAGAGGAAUGGAGCUACCUUAGGGGCGGGCUUACAACUCUUGAUCGUGACUAUGGUUGGAUUAAUAAUAUUCACCAUGAUAUUGGAACUCAUGUCAUACAUCAUCUCUUUCCUCAAAUUCCCCAUUAUCACUUAAUAGAAGCAACUGAAGCAGCAAAGCCAGUUCUUGGAAAGUAUUACCGAGAGCCAAAGAAAUCUCUACCUCUUCCAUUUCACCUUAUUGGAGAUUUGAUGAGAAGCAUGAAGAAAGAUCAUUAUGUUAGUGACACUGGUGAUGUUGUUUAUUACCAAACAGACCCUACACUUGGUGGCUCUUCUACAUCAAUUUAAGAAGCUACAAAAAUAUAUUUAUUUAUUUUUCCUCUUGAAGACACGAGAGGCCCCACAUAUAUAUUGAUAUCAUCAUAUUAUGAGGCACAUGACACAAUUCCUUAACAAUGAAGAAUUUCUCCAAAGAUUUGUGCUCUCAAUUGAGUCCUAAAUCAUAAUUAAGAAGAGUUUUUGGUUCCUCAAUGGGAAUGGAUUGUAACUUAAUGCAAUUAUUAAAGCAUUGAUUCUGUAAAUUGUCUAUUCUUGAUGGAAGAAGUGAUUAUAUAUGUUCACCAAAGUUUAAUUAUAGUAAAUGAAUAAAAUUGAAGUUAUGUA
Arachis duranensis is the source of this 2219-nucleotide messenger RNA. Its product is annotated as omega-3 fatty acid desaturase, chloroplastic. Gene Ontology annotation, molecular function: oxidoreductase activity, acting on paired donors, with oxidation of a pair of donors resulting in the reduction of molecular oxygen to two molecules of water. Gene Ontology annotation, biological process: lipid metabolic process. The coding region runs from base 537 to 1904 and encodes 455 amino acids. The transcript has 8 exons. NCBI's taxonomy places the organism in Eukaryota, Viridiplantae, Streptophyta, Magnoliopsida, Fabales, Fabaceae. The record is from RefSeq and is a predicted model, not a curated record.